AUGCGUCGAUACGCUAGGAAGGACCUCAGCCUUAACGAGGAUGUCACAAUCCGCAAAGGGCAACGCGUCUGUGUAGACGGCUGCAAUAUGAUGAAUCCCGAGAUCAAUGACCAACCGGAAAAGUACGACGCUUACUGCUUUUUACGAAUGCGCGACAAGCCAGGCUUUGAGAACAAGGCACAUCUAGUGGCCACCAGCCCUGACCACAUGUCCUUCAGUCAUGGCCAGCACGCCUGUCCGGGCCGCUUUUUUGCUGCAAACGAGAUGAAGGUGGCCCUCUGUUACUUUGCUUUUGAAAUACGAUUGGAAGCUAGCGUCGGGCUGUACUGUGGAUCCGGUUGUGGCUGGGGUUUAUCGAAGUGUUAA
Aspergillus pseudonomiae is the source of this 366-nucleotide messenger RNA. RefSeq names its product cytochrome P450. Lineage: Eukaryota; Fungi; Ascomycota; Eurotiomycetes; Eurotiales; Aspergillaceae. The record is from RefSeq and is a predicted model, not a curated record. Bases 1 to 366 code for a protein of 121 amino acids. Gene Ontology annotation, molecular function: monooxygenase activity; iron ion binding; heme binding. The transcript has a single exon.